GUAUUCCAAUCAUUGAUGUUUUCCGCUGGUGAUGCUUAUGAUCUUUGGUGGACAGGGCAGGAGUUCAAGGAUAUGCGAGUUGAAGCAUGUGAACAGAUGCUAAAUCAUGAUCCAGAGGUUUUUGCCCAGUUCCAAGCGGAAAAGUUUGACCUAGCCAUUGCACAUUUCCACGAUCUUUGCCCUCUUGCUAUCGCUGAGAAGAUAGGUGUGAAAAAGGUACGUGAAAAUGCCAUUUGGUAUAAUAAGGAGAACAUGUAUAUAAUUUAG
Messenger RNA from Cylicostephanus goldi, 267 nucleotides. The record is from the annotation of a GenBank genome assembly. NCBI's taxonomy places the organism in Eukaryota, Metazoa, Nematoda, Chromadorea, Rhabditida, Strongylidae.